CUGACAAUGCCCAACCCACCCCACCAAGCCCACAACCCCGAAGUCGUCGAGUUGGACGCCUCCUCUCCCAUCCAGGAGAUUGUGGACGUCAUCAACCGCGAUGGAGGCAUUAUCAUCAAGAACUUUCUUAGUCCUGAAGAUAUCGACAAGAUCCACGAAGAAGCCCAGCCUUACUGGAGUAAGCUUGGGAAGUACGAGGGCAAGCUGUUUGAUGCGACUGAUCCUCCUUUGAGUGGCUUCGCUGGCAAAUCGCGCACCUUCGCGCACAAGGCCAUCAACCAUCCCACGUUCCGGGAGACGGCCAAGGCAUUGCUAAAGGAAGAAUCCAUCGUCUACCGCGACGGCAAACGCUACAAAUGCACCUCCCAUCCCGUCCUGGCCGUCUCGGAAGCCUUCAACCGCGGCUCUCCAUCCACAGCCCAACAACUCCACCGCGACGACAUGGCCCAGCACUUUGAGCAUCUCGAAGGAAGCGGCGAAAGUUCCCUCCUCGGCCUCCUCCUCGCUGGCGUCGACACGAACUUCACCAACGGCGCGACGCAGGUCCUAGUCGGCUCGCACAAGUGGCCCGAAGCCGCGAUCAGCGGCCCAGCAGACCGAUCUCUCUGCUCGACUGCCGAGAUGAAAAAGGGCGAUGCGGUGUUCAUCAUCGGGAGUAUCUGGCAUGGGGCAGGGGAGAAUAAGACGGAUCCGCCGGAGAGGCGGAUUAUCUACUCGUGUCAUAUGACGCGAGGAUCAAUGCGUGCGGACGAGAAUCAGUAUUUGGCGAUUGAGAGGGAUGUGGUGGGCACUUAUGAGCCGGAGGUGCAGGCUUUGUUGGGAUAUUCUGUUAGCCAGCCGAAUUGUGGACAUGUUGAUGGGAAGGAUCCGAUUGGGAUAUUGGGAGGUGAGGAUCCGUUUGGAUAUGGGGAUAUCAGAGGCGAAGAAGUCACAGUUUAGACAUCAGUCACAGUCAAUAGUUUAGUUACAAGAGAAUAUUCAGCUCCGAU
Molecule: messenger RNA, 989 nt
Organism: Aspergillus wentii DTO 134E9
Lineage: Eukaryota; Fungi; Ascomycota; Eurotiomycetes; Eurotiales; Aspergillaceae
Product: phytanoyl-CoA dioxygenase family protein
Exons: 3
Coding region: 7-939 (310 amino acids)
Source: RefSeq, a predicted model, not a curated record